CUUGCAAUCAAUUAAAAUAUUAUAUAUAUAUAUAUAUAUGUUGGGCAACUUUUUUUAUCCAGAUAAUUCAUCACUUAUUCAUUGCCCAAAAUCUUCCAAAAUGCCUAGAAAACGACACGAAGAAAGAUCCUCUUCUUCUUCUUCCUCCUCCUCCUCUAGCUCGUCUCCUCGAACUAAAAGCUCUCCAUCUCGCCCUCGUGCAUCAUCUUCAAGCAGGCGCUCUACUAGUAGUAGUAGUGGCAGAUCUUCUCCUCGCCCUCGAUCAACAGCUUCACACAGCCCAUCUAUUCAUACUGAAAGAUCUUCUCCACGUCCUUCAAGCUACAGUUCACCUCCUAAGACUGAAAGAUCUACUCCACGCACUGCAGGCUACACUCCAUCUCCUCAGACUGCUAGUCAUGACUCCCACUCGAGCGAAAAUACUAGUAACGAUCAUGGCUUCUUCUCGAGGGGACGUAGUAGUAGUAGUGAUGAUGAUUAUGACUUCUUCCGGAGGAGACGUAGAAGUAGUAGUGAUGACGAAGGGAUGUUUUCUGGUUUCAUAGACGAAAUUAAGGAUGCUAUAGAAAACUACCGAACCUCUAAGAAAGACCCUGUAGCAGCAGCAGCCGAAGUUGCAAGUACCAGUGGUUCUAUUGCAUGUGUCACUCAAGCCAAAGCUUUCCAAGAUUGCCUCGACGAGAAUGAAACAGACAUUAAUAAAUGUCAGUCCUUGAUGGACAUGUGGUGUAAGUGCAAGAAGAGUUCCAAGCUAACCACCUAAAACCAUUAAUCCUUAUUUGCAAGUUACCAAACAGUUCUUGAAAUUUGUAUUUCUUCAUUACUCUGAAGAAGAACCCUCUCAUGGUCUUUUAUCCUUUCUGUCAAUGUUUAGGAUCUUGUCUUUUUCUCAUUAUGUCAAUGUU
Molecule: messenger RNA, 905 nt
Organism: Brassica napus (rape)
Lineage: Eukaryota; Viridiplantae; Streptophyta; Magnoliopsida; Brassicales; Brassicaceae
Product: putative protein TPRXL
Exons: 9
Coding region: 38-763 (241 amino acids)
Biological process (GO): mitochondrion organization
Cellular component (GO): nucleus; mitochondrion
Source: RefSeq, a predicted model, not a curated record